Molecule: messenger RNA, 3638 nt
Organism: Esox lucius (northern pike)
Lineage: Eukaryota; Metazoa; Chordata; Actinopteri; Esociformes; Esocidae
Gene: sim2
Product: SIM bHLH transcription factor 2
Exons: 12
Coding region: 384-2762 (792 amino acids)
Biological process (GO): regulation of transcription by RNA polymerase II
Molecular function (GO): protein dimerization activity; RNA polymerase II transcription regulatory region sequence-specific DNA binding; DNA-binding transcription factor activity, RNA polymerase II-specific
Source: RefSeq, a predicted model, not a curated record
GGAAUUGACGAGCGCUGCUUGGAAUAUCGCUCUGCCUUUUGGGACUAUUGAACCGGAUCAACGAGAUUUCUUGAAGAGGAAAAUACUACGUUAUUGUUCCUACUGUUGUCUGCGGAACCUCAAAUGAUCCCCACUUUAGCUUAAAUAUCCCUGUGUAUCCUUAUCCUUGCGUUGAAAUCGAAAAAUUCAGAACUCGUUUGCAAUGUUCCUGAGUCGAUGAAAGAAGGUGGACAUUGCAUGGGAAGAACAACAUAGACCUUAUUCACUAAUCAUCCUAACUGCUGUGCCGGUGCGUCAUCGUAAUCGAAGACACAUUUCUGAUUGUUAUGGGCAACGAACGCACUCAAUAAUGAAGUGAGAAAAAUAACCAUUUUAAAGCAGAUAUGAAGGAAAAGUCCAAGAAUGCGGCGAAGACGAGACGAGAGAAAGAAAAUGGAGAAUUUUAUGAACUGGCGAAAUUACUGCCUUUACCUUCGGCCAUCACAUCACAACUGGAUAAGGCUUCAAUCAUUCGGCUGACAACCAGUUACUUGAAGAUGAGAGCGGUGUUUCCGGAUGGGCUUGGGGAGGCCUGGGGCCAACCGACUAGAAUCAGUCCUCUAGAUAACAUGGCUAAAGAACUGGGCUCCCAUCUACUGCAGACUCUGGAUGGAUUCGUAUUCGUUGUGGCAUCAGACGGCAAAAUCAUGUACAUCUCUGAGACUGCAUCAGUCCACCUCGGCCUAUCACAGGUGGAGCUGACAGGUAACAGUAUAUUUGAGUACAUCCACCCGUCAGACCACGAUGAGAUGACUGCCGUGCUGAGUGCCCAUCAGCCCGUCCACCAUCACUUCCUGCAAGAGUAUGAAAUGGAGCGCUCAUUUUUCUUGAGAAUGAAGUGUGUGUUAGCCAAGCGUAAUGCAGGACUGACAUGUGGAGGAUAUAAGGUUAUCCACUGCAGUGGCUAUCUGAAGAUCCGUCAGUACGUGAUGGACGUGGCGCUGUAUGACUCGUGUUAUCAGAUCGUGGGCCUGGUGGCGGUGGGUCACUCUCUGCCCCCCAGUGGGAUCACCGAGAUCAAGUUACAUAGCAACAUGUUCAUGUUCAGGGCCAGCCUGGAUCUCAAGCUCAUCUUCCUGGACUCCAGGGUGGCUGAGUUGACUGGAUACGAGCCUCAGGACCUGAUCGAGAAGACGCUAUAUCACCAUGUGCACGGCUGUGAUGUAUUCCAUUUACGCUUUGCUCACCACCUCUUAUUGGUGAAAGGACAGGUCACCACUAAGUACUACCGUAUGUUGUCAAAGCACGGGGGGUGGGUGUGGGUGCAGAGCUAUGCCACCAUCGUCCACAACAGCCGCUCCUCCAGACCCCACUGCAUUGUCAGUGUCAACUAUGUUCUCACAGAUGUGGAGUAUAAAGACAUGCAGUUGUCUCAGGAGCAAAGUCGAGCAGCCAAACCCAGCCUGGCCUACAAGAGCAGUCUGGCCUCCUCUCAGGACCCCCGCAAACAACUCAAAACCAAAGCAGUGAAGAUCAAGAACAAACUCAAGACAGCCCCCUACCCUCAGACAAACAGCACCUACCAGCCUGACAAGCUGGACUGCUCCCCCCAGGGAGGGGGCUGGAAGGAGAGCCCCCCAUACCCACUGACCCCUUGCCAGGAGCAGAGCUCUGGCCUGUCUGGAGGCCCUGAGGCCGGAGAGAUCCUGUGUAGUAGCAACUCCCCCUAUGGGAUCUCCUUCCGCUACCCCUAUGGACACCUACCACACACAGAGUCCCAGAGGAGGUCGCGACCCACCCAGCAUUCCUCCUCGGCCUCACCCACCCCAUCUUCUCCUGGCCAGGCAGCCCGGCAGUUGCUUGGCUCCUUGCAAGGUCGAGGGGGCGAGGGGGGCUGGAACUGUGCCAACUCCAAAACCCACCACAGUAACAUCUCCGGCCACACCCUGAGGCCCUUCGCUGCAUCGUGUGCUAUCACCACCGCCAGCGCAGCAGUGUAUUCAGCGGGCAGCGCAGCAAGCAAGAGGUACCCACCCAGGGAGCCCUUCCACGACAGCUUCUCCAGCUGUUCAGCCCCGCGCCCUAACAGCAGGUUCAAGGAAGAGCCACAUGAGCAUCACACUCUUAGCCAAACCAAGAACACAGAGGGCCAUCUGCACUCCCAGCCACAGGCCACAAUAGAGGACAGCAAACUGCAGUUCAGCAGAGACCACCUCCUCAAGGCCUCAGAGCGUGGUAGUUGCAUAGGAGGGGAGAAGCCGUUGUCCUGCCCCCUGCUAACUGGCCCUGCGCUGGGGAAGGCAAGCUGUGAGCAGCCCCGGUCCCUUCACAGCCUGGGCCAGUCCUUUCCAAUGCAGAUGGUUCUAGAGCAGCGCAGAAGGCUAUGCAUGAUGGAGUCCCCCUACAGCUACAGUGCCACUGGCCCCCUAGAGCACACAGACAGCAUUGGUGAGCGGGGGACCCCCAAGCUGCUGGAGCCUGAGGCGGGGGAGGAGGAGAGGAGGAUGUGGAUGGGGGUCGGUGUUGGGAUGGGAGUCGGGCUGCCGGCCCAGACUCCGUACGUGUCUUUGAACCUACACCACGUUUUAGCCAAACAUGGCUCCUUCCAGGCCCCGCCCUACACUGCCAUCAGCCACUUGACGGACAAUUAUGGUUUCCGGGGCAACGAAGUGGGUUCUUACGGCUACAAGAGCCAGAGCCCUGCCUCCAGCUCCUCCCCUGAGACCCACAGGGAGAUCCCUCAUUACAUCGGCACGUCUGUCAUCAUCACCAAUGAGAGGUGACACAGCCCGGGGUCGAAGGUCAAGGAAAGACUGACACCCUGUGACUUUAGCCUUUUUAGUCAGAAACACAGACCACGACCUGAAGCUGUACCAGUGUCUGUGUAAUGGUCAGACAUAAGUCGAGUCACUUUCUGGAGACCCAGUCUGGUUAAAACCACCACAUCGUUCUGGCUCCAUAUCUGUUCUUCAGAUGUUUUCUACGCAGACAAACCAAUGUCAGACUCCUCUAAGGAGCAGCCAGUCAUUUCAGGUUCUUGAAUAUAUUAUAUUUUUGCAUACUGCAUACGUAAUGCAUUGUCACAUUCUAGCUCAAAGCCAUUUCUUUUGAUAAGAUGUCAAGCACCUUUGAGCCAUUCUGUACAUCAUAUGAGGUACAAAUUGCCGAUACAAAUACACACCUCUAAUGCUGUAAUUCAGAGGCUCCAGUCCUACAGACCAGAACAAUAAGAAACUAUAUUGGAAAGAAUGUAAAAAGCAGCAUUUUGACUGAAUGUAGCUUUAUUUCAACCCUACUUGCAAGCUGUUUCCAAGGCACUUCUUGUUAAGUGAGUGAUAUAUAAAAGAGAACAUAAAAUAUACAAAAUAAGAGAUGCUGCCCCUUCUUACCUUAUAGUUAACAUGGAAAUUUACAAAUGCGAAAGUAUAGAAUGUGGUCACCUUCCUAAAAGUAGCUUUUUUGAAUUCAUGAAUUUGAUCUACCCAUGGCAGAGAUUGGAAAUGUAAUGUGUAUAUUUAUUAUUGUGCAACACAGCAGCUUGCUUAUUUAUGAAGAAAACCAGGGUCUAAACAUGUAUGAGAAAUUGCAACUGCAUUGGGGAAAAUGAAAUAAAACAAGGUGGUUUGUUUUCAUUUUGAAUAAACAAUUCAAAUGAAAUA